Messenger RNA from Drosophila navojoa, 1506 nucleotides. RefSeq names its product putative monoamine oxidase sheepish (gene shps). NCBI's taxonomy places the organism in Eukaryota, Metazoa, Arthropoda, Insecta, Diptera, Drosophilidae. Gene Ontology annotation, molecular function: oxidoreductase activity. The record is from RefSeq and is a predicted model, not a curated record.
UUCAGAUUCCAAAAUUGAAGAUGUCAAAACGAUUUCAGUUUCCCAAUGGACUUACCUUUUGGCAAUGAACUACCAGAGCUUGACGUACUUAUAGUGGGCGCUGGUCUGUCUGGGCUAACCUCCGCAGUCAAAAUUCUAAACAAAGUAGAUACGUUAAAUGUGAAAAUUAUUGAAGAGGGCUCGAUGCCCGGCGGCCAGCUUAGCUCUGAGGGACAUCGCUUUGUGCAACAGGACCAAUCGGAGCUGAUAGCUUUCUUGACACAACUGAACGUGGAAGUCGAUGAGCGUAAAGAGUCCGACCAAAAUGAAUCGUUGAACCGCUGUUGGGAACUGGACCGUGGUCUAACAUCGACUCUAGCCAAAUUUGAGCUCUGGCGUUAUAUCCAUAUGCUCGAUCUGCGCAUGAAUAAGUUCGACUCUCGUUAUAAGUAUCGCAACCGAAUCCCAACAAUGGAGCGUCAUAUAUGUCAGAAUCUUUUCUUCAGUCUGUCUCGGAAGUUUAUGUACAAUCUGGUUACAUUGGCCUCCGGAGUGUCGGCCAAGGACAUUAAGUACGAUGAGUUUAUGUGUCUGUGUAGCACGUCGGGUGGACUGAGUGUGCUAGUUGAUCUCUAUCUCACCAUGCCGAAAUCCCUGUUGAGCUUGUCCUGUAGGUCUCUGCUACGAGCGUUACUCGAAAAGCUGAGGCACAAUGAGAUCCAGUACGAUGCGAGGGCCAUUAAGGUGCAACAUUUCAAGAACUAUGUGCUGGUCACCGACUCAACUGGCGAGAGGCACAUCGCACAAGCCGUUAUACUGGCCAUACCCUGGAACAAGGUGGAAUCCUUGGAGUUCGAGCCGCAACUGCCCAGACACUACCGCACAAUCGGGCGGGGCAAAGCUAAGCGGCAAAUGGAUCAGUUAACUCAAUUCUUUUUGCGCUACGAUCAUUCGUAUUGGAUAACCCAAGGCUACUCGGGUCUCUUCUUGAACGUUGAUCCAUUUGUGGUGGGCUACGAGAGCGAUUCGUCGCAGUACUCCGGCUACAUGCUGCACACGGAGGAGCAGGCCGGCGCCGUGCGAGAGACUGUGCUGGAUGUGCUGGCAGAGCAGUUUGGCGAGGAAAUGCUCGAUCCCAGGAACUACAAACAGUUCACUUGCGAGCUAAGCUCCACGCUGCAUAAGCCCCAGGUCAAGCCCUGGAAUCGAGUCAUCUGGUCCAGUUCAGCGUCGGCGGCCAACAGCAAUCGCAAUCUGAUGGCUGGUGCAGUGGAGAGUGGUUUGAGGGCGGCCAUAAACGCACUGUUCGUGAUACGGCCCCAAGUGGUUGGAUGGCAGGACUUGAGCGAUGUUCACGAGAGGAAUCGCUAUGCCGGUGUCAGCACUAGCUACAUUUCGGGGCUGCUCAGUCGUCUCAAUCUGUACAACAUUGCCUACUAUAGCGUCUUUGUGGUUGGUCUUCUCUGUGUGCUCAGCUAUAGUUAUAACCAAUCUGUCUAAACAAAGCCCAUCCAUAACUAUAUAAUA